This is a messenger RNA of Chanos chanos (milkfish), 3342 nucleotides long. It is a transcript of the gene capn3a, whose product is annotated as calpain 3a, (p94). The record is from RefSeq and is a predicted model, not a curated record. The transcript is spliced from 21 exons. Lineage: Eukaryota; Metazoa; Chordata; Actinopteri; Gonorynchiformes; Chanidae. Gene Ontology annotation, biological process: negative regulation of apoptotic process; proteolysis. Gene Ontology annotation, molecular function: calcium ion binding; calcium-dependent cysteine-type endopeptidase activity. Bases 1 to 2178 code for a protein of 725 amino acids. Gene Ontology annotation, cellular component: cytoplasm.
AUGCCCUACACGCCGUCUGGGUUUUUCUGUGACCGAUUGAUCCGGGAGAGAGAGAGAAGAGACGGGGAAGGAUCUCUAAGCAAGCCCAUCCGCUUCAAUGGCCAGGACUAUAGCAGCCUCAGACAGGAGUGCGUCACCAAAAAGGCCCUAUUUGAGGAUGACACCUUCCCAGCCACUGUGGAGUCCCUUGGCUACAAGGAGUUGGGGCACAAGUCCAACAAGGUCAAGAACAUUAUCUGGAAGAGGCCCAAGGAAAUCUGUGAGAAUCCACAGUUCAUUGUAGGAGGAGCCAGCAGGACAGACAUCUGCCAAGGAGAUUUAGGUGAUUGUUGGCUCCUGGCAGCUAUUGCAUGCCUGACACUGAAUGAGAAGCUGCUCUAUCGUGUUGUCCCUCAGGAACAAAGCCUCUCUGAUAAUUAUGCUGGAAUCUUCCACUUCCAGUUCUGGCGCUAUGGUGACUGGGUGGAUGUUGUUAUUGAUGACCGCAUACCCACCUUUAACAACCAGCUGGUAUUCACCAAGUCUGCAGAAAGGAAUGAGUUUUGGAGUGCUCUUCUGGAAAAGGCCUAUGCUAAGCUCCAUGGCUCUUAUGAAGCCCUUAAGGGUGGAAACACCACUGAGGCCAUGGAAGACUUCACAGGAGGAGUAACAGAGUUCUAUGAGAUGAAAGAGGCACCCAAGGAGCUGUACAAAAUUAUGAAAAAGGCCUUGGAGAGAGGCUCACUCAUGGGCUGCUCUAUUGAUUCCCUUGUGCCAGCUCGCUUUGAAACCCGAACAGCUACAGGACUGGUCAAGGGCCAUGCCUACUCUGUGACAGCUGUGGAAGAGUGUAAGCAGUCCCAACAAAAGGAGUCUAAGGUACGCCUUGUGCGUCUCCGAAACCCAUGGGGCCAAGUUGAAUGGAACGGACCCUGGAGUGACAACUCAAAGGAGUGGUCCACUAUCUCCAAAGCAGAGAAAGAUAAAUUGCAGCACCAGAAUGCAGAGGAUGGGGAAUUUUGGAUGUCCUUUGAGGAUUUUAAGAAAAAUUACACCAAGAUUGAGAUCUGUAACCUGACUCCUGACGCUUUGGAGGAUGAUAAGAUUCAUAAAUGGACAGUAUCUGUGAAUGAAGGCCGCUGGGUGAGGGGUUGCUCUGCUGGGGGCUGCAGGAAUUAUCCAGACACAUUCUGGACAAACCCACAGUACCGCCUUCGUCUUCUGGAGGAGGAUGAUGACCCAGAGGAUAAUGAGGUGGCCUGUACCUUUGUGGUGGCCCUCAUGCAGAAGAAUCGACGGAAAGAGCGCAAGUUGGGAGCCAACCUGUUCACUAUUGGUUUCUCCAUCUAUGAGGUGCCAAAGGAGAUGCACGGCAACAAACAGCACAUGCCAAAGGACUUUUUCCUGUUCAACUCCUCCAAGGCACGUAGCAAAUCCUACAUCAACCUGCGUGAGGUGACACAGCGUUUCCGUCUGAGCCCUGGGGAGUAUGUCAUUGUUCCCUCUACAUAUGAGCCCCACCAAGAGGGAGAGUUCAUCCUUCGUGUCUUCUCUGAGAAGAGGAACACCUCAGAGGAAAUAGAGAACAGGAUCGAAGCUGACCAUCCAGUGCCAGCUCCAGCCUCGGCGGGGGAGGAGAGCGAGGAGGAACAGCAGUUCCGAACCAUUUUUCAGCAGAUCGCCGGGGACGUGAGUACAGGGGAGCCAGGGAGCGAUAGGGGGACUGAAAUGGAGAUUUCUGCGAAUGAGUUAAGGAAUGUCCUGAACAGAGUGAUGUCUGAGAAUAUAGAUCUGAGAACAGAUGGCUUCAGUCUAGAGAGUUGCCGAAGCAUGAUUGCUCUCAUGGAUAUGGACGGGACUGGAAGACUCAAUCUGCAGGAGUUCAGAUACUUGUGGAAUAAGAUCAAACAGUGGCAGGGAAUAUUUAAGCACUAUGAUUAUGAUCAGAAGGCCAGUAUCAACAGCUAUGAAAUGAGGAAUGCCGUCAAUGAUGCAGGCUUCCGUCUCAACAACCAGCUAUAUGACAUCAUCACCAUGCGCUAUGCCAAUGAGAACAUGAAUAUUGACUUUGACAGUUUUGUCAGCUGUCUAGUUCGACUGGAAGGAAUGUUCAGAGCAUUCCAGGCCUUCGAUCAGGAUGGGGAUGGGACAAUCAGACUCAGUGUGUUAGAGUGGCUGCAGCUGACCAUGUAUGCCUAGACAGACUGAGACACAAGACCAUCACUGUAAGGAGCAGAACAACCAGCUUUUACCUCAACAAUCCAGACCACCAUCAUCCACUCUCUUUCUCCGUACCUCAGCAUAAGUUCAAGAAAAAGGCAAUGUUCCCAUACUCAAAACAAACUGUUGCUCCUAAUCAAACUGAUCUAGAGAGAUAAUGAGCUAGCAGAGAAAUAUGGUUUAUAAACUUUGAUUACUCUGACUAGCCAAAUGAAGAUUUCAUCCAUCUCUUCAGAUCAGAUUGAAAAAAAAAGGAGUAGGUUUUCAGAUGUGGCCUCCAGUACUGUUGUUCUCUCUAUGUUCAAAACAACCUAUUUUACUUUCUUCCUCCUUUGUAACACCAUUCAACUCAUUAUCCUCAUUUCACCAACCGCUAAUGCCUCCUUUUCCCUAUUCGCUUCCCCUCAUGUCAGGUCCUUUUGACCUAUGUAGGAAUUCUCUCUUAACAGUCUUCCUCCUUUACCCCGUGUUUCUUUUCCUUUGAAGUUCCUUAUCUCUCACGUGUUGACAUUUUUUUUUUCUCAGGCAUCAAACACACACAAAACCUCUUUUUCUGUCAAGACAGAGCGCCUCACAAAGCCUCAGACAGAACUCAGAUCACAUCUCUUAUGUUUGUUGUUCUUCUUGGCUUCCGUGCCAAGAUUUACUCUAACAUGUAUAUCCAAGCUCCUCUGGUUAUAACCCAAUCCAGUCCAGAGUUUUAUUCAUCAACUUGAUUCAGAAGACAGCUAAUCCAGUCAUGGAUCACGGAUACAUUACCUUCACGUGAGGGAAGAAGCACAUCUUCUAAACCCUGCUCUUUUUACUCCUGAUUCCGUCACUGGAAUUGUAUUACCUAUGUGCUGACGCUACCCCGACCAUACGUAAACCAUUUUUUAAAUCUACAUUUGAUAAAUCAUAGAAGCACAAAAAUGUGAUUAUAAGAGUCUCCUGGAACCAUCAGAUUAAUUCUGUAAGAGCUUCAGGAGGGAACAGAAAACUCUACUUGUAGUAGUGUUCAUAAUUACCAUAUCAAACUGUAAACAUGGAUAUGGGUUGAAAGUUUUUUUGUGGUUUCCGAUUUAAUCUUUUGGUCAAAUGAGUGUACUGAAUUCUUAACCCUUUAAACCAAAUAAAUACUUGUGCAGUUCUUAUUUGAAGUGC